This is a messenger RNA of Penicillium robsamsonii, 375 nucleotides long. RefSeq lists its product as uncharacterized. Bases 1 to 375 code for a protein of 124 amino acids. Lineage: Eukaryota; Fungi; Ascomycota; Eurotiomycetes; Eurotiales; Aspergillaceae. The record is from RefSeq and is a predicted model, not a curated record. The transcript has a single exon.
AUGACACUCCAACUCAACCGCUCCUCACAAGGCUGGAAGUGCGAGCAAUGCGGCCUCCCCGGCGUGCGCGUAUCCACAAGCUCAAGCUCCAAUGAUGCUGGCAGCCACGCAUACUACAAAUGCGUCCCUUGCAACCGUUCCCUGGGCCCUUGCCCCUGCACAACGCCAGGAACCAGAACAACCGUGACAUGUUCAUGCAGUGACAGCGAUUCCCGUGCCGGAUCACCAGGCCUUGACGAAACCCCUCGCGGUCAACCACUCAACCCACACAACCCCAAUUCAGGGUUCGACGAGGACUGGGAGUCAAAUUGCAGUCCCGGUUUCAUGGUCUCGAAGUUUAAGGCUCGCGGCAUGGAAUUGCUUCACUGGCCUUGA